This is a messenger RNA of Drosophila ananassae, 996 nucleotides long. RefSeq names its product RIP-like protein (gene Ripalpha). Lineage: Eukaryota; Metazoa; Arthropoda; Insecta; Diptera; Drosophilidae. The record is from RefSeq and is a predicted model, not a curated record. The transcript is spliced from 4 exons. Gene Ontology annotation, cellular component: nucleus. Gene Ontology annotation, biological process: protein import into nucleus. The coding region runs from base 211 to 807 and encodes 198 amino acids.
UUAAUUUUAUCGGAACUUGCCCAUCUCUAUUAAACUUUGUGCGCUAUUUUUGUGGAUUUGCAAUUAAAAUUUGUUUUGUCGCUUAAUUUUAAGCUUUCUUCGACACACUUAUACAAAAUAUACAGUUGACACCGUGCUUGAAACCCCUAUUUCCGUUUGGAAUAGUUUGCCUUCGAAUGCCAUAAUCUAAUUCUACCAAUUUUGGGUAAAAUGAAUACCGCUCAGAGCCCUGUUUAUCAAACCUCUGUCGAGCAGAAGCGUCAUGCUCAGGAUGUGGCCAAAAGAAAGCGGAUGGGCGCCAAUAUGCCGAAGCUACGCGAGAUGCUGCGAGAGAAGUACCGGAAGCGCAUCAUAGAAACGCGCAACAAAUGUACGGAUGACAACCGCGACAUACAAUUGUCUGAGCUGAAGGAAAUUUUGCGCUUGGAACUGAGUGAGUUUGAACACGACUUAGAACUGGAGCAGCUUGUCCUGGAUGAACUACUCUCUGAUGUGAACGAAUGGUACGCCCUUGGCGAACAGAAUGUGGAGACUUUGUACGAAGAGUCUGAGGAUGGACAGCCAAAGGAUGUCCUGUGUCCAGUUUGCCUCGUCAAACCGUUGCAGCGUGGGAAAGGUAACUACAAUUGCGAGUGUGGUGUUCAGUUUGAACACUCUGCGACUAUGGAGGAGCUGGAAGGAUUGCUGGACAAACAGAUAUCCACCCACGAGCUCCAGUGCACUCAGGCAUUGCGCUUUUUUAUUGAACCUUCCUCUGGCCAAUUGUACAACAUGUGCGGAUCUUGUGAUUACUUUUCAUCCGUUUAGUGAAAACUGCCUACCCCAGCAUCCUUCAUGAGUUUAAACUGUGAAUUUUGAAUGAAAUAUUCUAAGCUAAUAGUAAGCGUUUUGAUAGUUAAGUUUUAGAAAAGAUCUUAUUCGAAACUCUGUGAAUUCUACAAAUAUUGAUUGAGUGAAGAAUUUAUUUAAUAGUAAUAUAGCCUUGAAACGAAAAUA